Molecule: messenger RNA, 975 nt
Organism: Penicillium cinerascens
Lineage: Eukaryota; Fungi; Ascomycota; Eurotiomycetes; Eurotiales; Aspergillaceae
Exons: 1
Coding region: 1-975 (324 amino acids)
Source: RefSeq, a predicted model, not a curated record
AUGGGAGGCCCAUAUGCACCUCAUACGGCUGCACUGGGCGGUCGUCCAACAAAGGAUCUCGACGUCCCCAUCUGCGCCGUCUUCCUCGUCCUCUUCGCCGCCGCUGGCGCUAGCCAUAUGACCUUGUUCAUUCGCAACCGAAAGCGAGGACACAAAUUCAUUCCAUCAGCCGUGUCAUUCGGUUUCUGCAUGUCCCGCGUCAUCGCCAAUGCGAUCCGCAUCUCUUGGGCGCAUUACCCAGCCAACAUCUCACUCGCCAUCGCAGCCCAGAUCUUCGUUGCGGCGGGCGUGCUCCUCCUCUUCAUUCUCAACCUCCUCUACGCCCAACGCAUGCUCCGCGCCGCUUUCCCUACUUUCGGCUGGUCUCGGCCAUUGUCAUGGACAUUCAAAGCCCUCUACGUGGUCGUGGUCAUCACGAUCAUCAUGUUGAUUACGGUCGUGAUCCAGAGCAUGUACUCCCUGAAUGCCAACACGCACCGUAUCGAUCGCGACGUCGAGCUCUACGGGCUGACCUACUUCGCCAUCGUCUCGUUCCUGCCUAUCCCAAUCGUCCUCCUGAUCCUCAUCCUCACGCGCUUCCGCUCGGUCGAGCACCCGGGUGCGGGAUCCUGGCACACGCGAGCUUUCAUCAUCCUCCUCGUCGGGUCACUCCUUUGUCUCGGCGCCUCGUUCCGCGCAGGCACGAGCUGGAUGGAUCCUCGCCCGCUCACGAAUCCGGCAUGGUACCAAUCCAAGGCCUGUUUUUAUGUCUUCGACUUCGCGAUUGAUUGGACGGUGGUAAUGAUUUUCCUGGUUACCCGCCAGGACAAGCGCAUGUGGGUUCCCGAUGGAAGCAGUAAGGUGCGGCAUUACCGAAUCGGAGCUGUCGAGGGCGAUGAGAAGACGGAGGUAGCAGCCCCAUUUCCCGAGCAGAGUCAGGUUAUUGUCGCGGCUUGGAACAGGCAGGAGAAGGAGGAAGCAAUGCAGCUUGCCUGA